AUGCCGUCAAGACCAUUAGGGAGGACAACGACACGCUCUGGGACUAUAUCUGCUGGAAAAUCCGCAGGAUCUUCACUAGCAACUUCUUCGAAUGUUCUUCGUCACAACGCACCGUCAUCAUCAAAGUCGGUCUUAGUUUCUCAAAAUGCGGUUUCUACAUAUGUUGAAGAAGAGCUCUCGAAGAGACUGGAUGCAAAUCUUCACAUUGAUACCUCUGGAAAGAAGACAAUCUCGACCACUUCAUCGUUACGCCACACGAAGCAAACCACUGCCUCUUCGAAAACGCACCCGGAAGAAUUACUAGCCAAAAGGCUUGACCAGACUCUUCAUAUCUCCCCGAAUACUGCAUCUUCUGAUGCCGGGAAGCUAAAGGGGAACGCCACGACUGUUGACGACCCAAGACAGGUCGCCUCCCAAGCGUUGGUUGAUUUGAAAAUCUCAUCACAGAAGCUCGCCGAUGCCGUCCAGCUUGGAUGGAGAGUAUCUACCCCUAUUAAAGAUAUCUCACGGAAGUCAUUGGAUAGUUCUCUAUCCAUCGCUUGUAAAUGUAUAAGUCAACUGAGAGCAUCUCCUGUUGCACGUCCAAUGGAUGUAGAGAAAUCGGCAGCUCAGAUUAUUGGGCGCGCGAUUUCAUUGGAACUGUUUGAGGAUGCCUCGAGGCUACUCUUAGAGGCGCGACCGUAUGUUCUGAAACUCGUCUGCCCGCUACUGCCACAAAUGAGUGGAGAAUUCUCUGGGCCCUCCGGGGAGGUGGGCGUCGCGUUCGGUCUUCCCUCGCCAGCCUCGGGGAAUGUUGUCGAUGAUGACAACCUGCCGUCGUUGGCGGCAGCCUACCAACUUCAUAGUCUUCAGUCAUACCUUCCAUUGGCAACUGAACAAACUAUUGAUGCGUUCUUGAACAACGGCACCUUGCUAGCGUGGUCAACCGUAUUGCAUCAGCACCUGUCCGAGUCACAGUGCGCCGCCCUUUUUACGAGCGCCUUUCAGGCUGCAGCGAAAUGUGGGCCUCCGCUAUCGGCUCGUACUUUGUUUCGUAUCCGCGCUUGGAGUUUGAAGUGUCUCCUUUCAAGUCCCAUUUUGAAGGAGGGACCUUUCUGGGAUCAGGCGGGGAAAUACUCCGCCUCCUACGUUCGAGCUGUCGGCGAUAACGCACGACAGCCGGUGGCUACCUUGUUGGACGACCUAUUCUUGCAAGCAUCGGAGCGCAAAGACACCUCCAGAUUUUUCCAUGGGAAAGGGUUCAUCGGCAUAUGCGAGUAUCGUUUGAAACUGGCUAGACUAACAAAAAGUCGCUCUGAAAUUGACCGCUUCAAAUCAAUGCUCGAAAAUGCGUCGAAGAGUCUUGAGUCUGACAGCCAAGAUGACGAUGUGCAAAAAGGCGCUGACCUCAAGGUCGUUCGGUUGUGUACCAUGGUGUCGGACUAUAGUUCAAUAUUGGAGAUUUUGCACUCCGAUCCUCAAGCCGACUUCAGCGCUCUUCGCUUGGGUGCUUUAACCGUCGAUGAAUGCACCCAGCUGAUUGCGGAGGGAGCGAUUGCCCCUGAAAAUACCCGAAAGAUCAACGCUGAGCUCAAUAAACUAAGACAAAGGUGUACUCAACUCCUAGUCUCUCGUUUUGAGCAUUUAGAAGCCGAUGAUAAUGAAGUUGAAGCUUCUGUGGAUAGCUCAUCGCGACCAAGCACCCCUGUUGCGAGACGAACAAAAUCGCACGAUGCCUUGCAGGGCGCAUAUACCGUUGCUGCCUCCAAGCUACUUUCCGCCGUAUCGAUCCACUUGACAAAUUCCCAGGUGGCACCCGUUGCGGAGUAUGGUGUCUCAUGCGUUGACUCACUGAUAUGCCUUGCUCGUACCAAUUUAGCACAACCAGGCAUUCACCCAAGAACCAUUCGAGAGUUCCUGGAUCGAGCUGCGUCAGUUGCCCGCAAAUUGGCAUCUGAACUAGAUGCCCAAUCGAGUGCACUGUUGAAGUCCAUAUCUUCUGCCUUCUGGACUGUUGCGGUUACUUUAUUUAAUCGGGGUCAGCAUGCGACAGCUGUACCCUUCCUGACCCAAUCUUGUCACCUGGCACAAGAAUUACAAGGGUUAAAGUUGCCAAACGCGGCAGAUCAAGGGCUACAGGCUAGCCAACUUUCAAUAUCCAACGCCUUGCCUAAGCGUUGGGAGUUGCUUGGCUUCUGUCAGUCACGCACCGGAGAUCGUAGGCUUGCAUAUGAUGCGUUUCAACGCGGCAUUGUUUCUUCACGACAUUUUUUCCCUCAAGUUGCAGGAUUAUCUCACCGGAUUCUGCCCGCGGAUCUCUUUCUUUCGAGCCCUGGUAUGCGACCCCUUGAGUCGCUCCUGGAGAGGUUGACGCUUUUCACAACCCACGAGCUGCUUGAUUGUUCUUCUGUCACACUGCUUGACAUUUUCUCUGACAUGGACAUUCCUACCACUGACGAGGAAAAGGAGGCUGUGGCAAUGCUUAUGGAAGUCCAAUUGUCAACGCUCCGCAGACAUCCUGGCUUUCGCUUAAAAGAAAGCCAAACAAUGCAAAAGAAGAUCAUGGACAGCUGCCUCGUCGUAUACAAUCUAGAAUAUCCGAUUCGCCGAAUACGGAUUCUCAUGAAAAUGUUAACUUUUUUUUACCUCAAUAUCGAUAUCGCUGCUGCCAUUGAAACCCGGAACGAACUUCAAAGGCUGCUGUGCCCAGAUGCUCACACAGUCAGUGCCCCGAACCUGGACUCCAUUUCAAAGCGAUAUGGAGACACUCGUGAUGCUCUCCUGACACCUUUUAUUCCGCAAUACAUCGCUACUGUGUCGCUGCUCUCAGCUCUUAUCACGCAUCGUUUGGGGGAUUCUGCCACACUUUUAUGUGAUAUCCGCUCCCAAGCUUCUUUGUCAAUGAUAAUUUUUCGCGAUUACGUGCUCCCUGCGCAAUCCGAAAUCGAACAUAGUGCCUCUGAAACGACGAAGGCAAUCAGUUCUGCACCCAUCAAUUGUCUACUCGGUGCUACAAAGCCAUCGCAGGCGAAAUUUGACGACAUCGAUUUCUCAGAUCUCCUUGGGCGGAUUUUCGGUAGUGUAGGGCUCAUCGUCCCAAAAUUGGAGGUUCUGCGAGUCAGAUUGGGUCUGGCGAAGUUUCCUGGAAGCUGGGAAAAUACUAGAAUUAGGAUCUUAGUAGAUUUAGCACGGGAAUACCGUCGUUUGGAAUAUUUUCAGCGCGCAACCACUAUGUAUGCCGAGGCCUUCGCGGUAUUGGGUGAUUACAAGGGCACUGUCACGAAGGAAACACAGGUGGAGUUAUUCCUUCAGUACGCAGUCCACAUAGCAAGCACAGGAAACGCAGAUCAGGCGUUAGCAGGGUACAAUAAUGCUUUGGCACUGAUGGAGACUAUCGAAGCAGAGAGGCCGUCAUCGGGACCGAGCAAAGCUAACUUCCGACUCGCAUCGUUACUAACAGCUGCACUGGCUUCUCAGGCAUUUUCCUCCAUCCAAAUAUCGAGGGACAACGUGACAGCUGGGAUUGAUGGCUUACUGCAAUCUCUCCGCCUGUGGUCCCGCGCUGCGGAACUACUUGCUCGGUUGUACGAAACUUCCGUUUCUGCGCCGCCUGGGACACUAGACCAUUCACCCAAUCCAUUUGAGGUUUCUGGAAUCCCUGUAUCCAUUCUCAAGCCACCAAGCUCCAAUCUAGAUGUGGUGCAAUGGAAGGUAGUGGAGUCUAUAGCAGACGUUCAACUUACCUUAGGGAGAAUAUACUAUACUCGUGGCUCCGUACGCGAAGUGGAAUAUUUUCUCGACAAGGCUUUGGCCUUGGCUCAGUCUGUCAACGCUUUGGGGAUCACACUUCGCGUGAAGCUGGUGCUAGGUGAAGUCAAACUCCUUUCGGCCAAUCAGGAGGUGGGAGAAAAGUACUUGUCAGAGGUGGCAAUGAUGACAGAAACUUUCGUUUCCCUGGAGAAAAUAGAUCUCCAUCGUGUAUGGGGCGAUCUCAGUAUGCGCGAAGGCAACAUGGAAGCCGCAGGACGCGCCUUUGAAGCUGCGAUGUACGCCUUCGAGACCCUUAGAUCCGAAUUCGAGGUGACUGAAAGCGGCCGAGAUGCAAACGAUCAGUGCGAUUCUGCAACUAAGGAUUUGGAUUUAUUUCCAUCAAUUCUCGCACUGAUUCUUCGCCAACAAAUUUGGUUAUCGCGGGAUAAUGCAGGGGCCAAUUCCGAUUUUGCGAAGCUCCUUGACCGAUUCCUAGCGCUGUCCCACACAGAAGGAUUCGAGCAUCUCUUGAUGGGGAGGUUGACAUUUGAGGAAGUGCAUGCACGAUUCCGCGCCGACAUCGUUCUUAGCUCUCUCCCAGAAUCGACCAUAGCAGUGCCAAUGGGGAUGACUGGAGGAGAUAUUGCGACACCACCAACGGCCACGCGGGAACUACUGGCCGCCUUGAGCACGGCAGAGAAAUUCUUUUGGGCCUGCUUAGAGUCAAAUCAACCAAUUGGGUCUUCCCUUCAGAUUCACGAAGCGGUGAAAUGCCUCGCGCUUAUCAGGACGUUCCAAUCAAGCCUAGGAGUGAAGGCGAGGAACGGGUCGAUAGUGACGGCGUCGCUUCUCGAUCUUAAUACUGCGUUUACACUUCGACAUGAGCUUCUAGACUGUAUCAACGUUAAGUCUUUAUCGAUGAUGCAGGACGACUUGCAAUGGCAUCGGAUGUCUGCAACUGGAUCUCCGCUCAGAGCUCCACCAGCUGGACCACGUAAGAAAACUACACUCUUCGCUGACAGCGACGAUUCCGACGUCGAUAACCCAAAGAAUCCCCCGAUGCAUGAUUACUGGCGCGAAGUCCGACAUCGUUACAUGUCUCACUCCUGGGACCCUGUCUCCCUCACUGCAUCCCAGAUCGAUCUGAUUCCCCCUCACUGGACUGUCGUAGGCGUAAAUGUGACCCAAGACAGAAGUACUCUCAUCCUGACUAGACAAAGAGCCUACCAACCACCGCUUAUUUUUCACCUACCUAUCGGUCGCCAUGAUCGGCGGGAAGAUCACGAUGAGCCCCGUUUCUCUUUUGAGGGUGCCAUGGAAGAGCUGGGCUCGAUUAUAGCGAGGAGCAACGAGACUGCCCAGAAUGCAAAGAACAUCCAAGAAAGGGAAGGUCGCAGAUUGUGGUGGGCGGAGCGAGCGGCUCUGGAUCAGCGAUUAAAGGCAUUUGUUGAAAAUGUUGAAUACUGCUGGCUAGGUGCUUUCAAGGUUUGUAGCUUCUCUACGGCUAUGGGAUCAUCGGCUCAGUUUCAAUGGAAGGUCGCCUUCUGCGAACCGUGUGACGUUCCAUUGGAGGUAGUGGAUUCGUUUCGCACGAAAUUAGAGCGUGUGUUGCGGAGAAAUGGUUGUGUUCGUGACAGGAAAAGCAAAAGUCAUCUGCACCUAGAUGAUGCCAUCUUGAAAUGUUUCUCCUCACUAUCUCCCAAAUGCCGAGAUGAGGAACUCGAAGACUUGGCAUACUUCGUGCUGGACUUGUUCCAGCUCCACGGUGCUCAAGUCGCCUCAUCGGAGAUAGAUAUUGAUCAGCUCGUCAUCGAUCUUCGGACUGUACUUGAGGAACAUGCGCAAGCCCUCGCGAAGCAUGAUGUACUGCCACCGAAGGAUCACCACCUCUUCUUAGUCCUUGGCAAGGAACUGCAAUGCAUUCCAUGGGAGUCCAUACCAGUUCUCAGAGGGCGCCCUGUUAGCAGAAUCCCGUCAGUUUCAUUCCUCGUUGACCGUGUACAUCUAGCCCACCAUUUGAGAGGAUUUACUCUUUCGUCUUUGGGGGGGUUGCAUCUUCCUAUCGUCGAUCGUGCAACAAUUAAUCCCAAGAGAACUUUCUUCAUACUAAACCCAAGCGGCGAUCUGAAGUCCACCCAGGAGCGCUUCGAGGACUGGCUCAACAAAAUGAAAAAAGUGGGAUGGGAAGGAAUUAUUGGCCGAGUGCCAGCUGAGGAAGAACUCGUUCGUGCACUCACCACACAUGAUCUGGUGAUAUACUUUGGACAUGGUGGCGCUGAACAAUACAUCCGAUCACAUAAAAUCAGGAACUUGCCAAAGUGUGCAUCGACAAUGUUAUGGGGUUGUUCGUCGGGAGUUCUGAAAGACAUGGGCGAGUUCGAUCGGGUUGGAAACCCAUAUCACUACAUGAUCGCGGGAUGCCCUUCCCUCAUAGCGAAUUUGUGGGAUGUUACGGACAAAGACAUCGAUAGGUUUUCAGAAUCUGUUUUCCAGAAACUGCGGUUAGACGAAAGUAACGUACGAAAAUGGGUAUCGCUUUCCGAUGCUCAUUUGUGCUCGUCCGCGGGACGCCGCAAGGAGGGAGUACGCCGAAGGGCGAAUCCUAGUGACCAAGACUGCGCGGAAACCAAUGGGGCCGUUGGUACAUCAGUAGUGGACGCCGUCGCCACUUCUCGGGACAUCUGCAAGCUGCAAUAUCUGACCGGGGCGGCUCCAGUGAUCUACGGUAUACCUUACUACCUUUAA
Messenger RNA from Cantharellus anzutake, 6474 nucleotides. RefSeq names its product peptidase family C50-domain-containing protein. Gene Ontology annotation, biological process: proteolysis; meiotic chromosome separation. Gene Ontology annotation, molecular function: protein binding; cysteine-type endopeptidase activity. The transcript has 20 exons. The coding region runs from base 1 to 6474 and encodes 2157 amino acids. Gene Ontology annotation, cellular component: mitotic spindle; centrosome; nucleus. NCBI's taxonomy places the organism in Eukaryota, Fungi, Basidiomycota, Agaricomycetes, Cantharellales, Hydnaceae. The record is from RefSeq and is a predicted model, not a curated record.